ACAUUUUGGUUGUCGACUUUUGACGGAACAUGGUGUCAUCAGGUUGCAAAGCAGGCGGUGUCAUCACCAUACUUGUUGUAAUAGCUGCAUAUUUGUUCAAGCGUCAAGCAGACGAAGCAUUGCGAGAGCGGGUACAUCAAGUGUUGUCCGGGUUACUGCGGGCCGAAAGAAAGGUUCCGCAUCCAAAGUUUCGGGUCGCAAUCGGAUUUGGAGGAUGUCAAGAUUUAGUUGCUGAUGGCCUAGAAUUGUUGGACAAAAUGCACAUUGGUCCACCAGACAACCCAACCCAUUUCCAUUCGGUUACAAACACAACGGAACUUGCACAGUUGAUGGGGUUCUUCUUCAGGCACGGGGCUGCUGCAGAGCGAUACAUUUCCAACGAAACACUGUUCAAGGAGCUAGUAGCCAAGGCAGACAGUCUGUCACAUCGGGUGUGGGCACUGGGAGGUAAUGCCCCAGUCAUGGCUAACAGAUUAGCUAGAGAAGGAUUGGAUGUACUGCUUGGAGCGAGACUUACUCCCAACAUGGCAAAAGCACUUGAUUCAAGUAUUAAAGUUUUCGGGGAGGAAACCUGCGUCGGGAGGAUCCAUCUCCUUAUGGAAUAUAAGGCAGGGACCCGCACGUGGGGACAGUACACAGCACCAUGGGCCAACAGACUGAUCGUACACAGUGACUCGUUGAACCCCUUUCUAGAUUCUCUGGAGGAGUUUCAGGAACAGCUCAAAACAUACAAUGCCGACCUGCUGAUUGUCGGUGGGCUCCAAAUGAUGGACAACUUCCCGUUUAAAGAUGGAAAAAGACAAGAAAGAGUGAAGAAAUUAGAAUCAACUCUUGCAAACGUUCCUCAAAAGACCCAGAUUCAUUUUGAGCUGGCAUCCUUCACAGACAAAAGCCUCAUGGAGGAGAUAUAUGAAAGUGUGGUCCUCUACUCAGACUCACUCGGGAUGAACGAACAGGAACUGCCGAACCUCGUGAGUAUGAUGACAGGUGGGAACGUCACGCUUCUCUCUGACAGCCAUCCCAGAAUAGCAACAUCCCUCGACCAGAUGAGGUUGGUCUACAACAUCCUGAAAAACACCAAAGAGACCGGGGGACGAAGAAAACUAACACGCAUCCACUUACAUACUCUUGCCUACCAAGCAAUCCUUACGAAAAAAGGCACAGCAUGGAAAAACACAAUGUCUGCUGCGGCCAAGGCUGCCCUCACUGCUCAUCGCCAUGUCUGCGGGUCUCAGUAUAUUCAUGUGGAGAAAGCCAAGUUGAUAGUGGAUGAUUCAUUUUCAUCCAGUAAAAGUGAUCCCAAGCCACAAAGGAUCCCCAUCAAGGAUAAUCGUCCAGUCACCUGUUGGGACGAGGAGGACUAUGAGAUCUGCAUUGCGCCGGUGCUGGUGUGCACGCAGGUGUUGCAGACAGGGGGUGGGGACAACGCCUCAUCAGCUGGUCUGGUUCUGCAGCUGUGUAGAGAGAACCCUUCCUUAUCCUAA
Molecule: messenger RNA, 1484 nt
Organism: Haliotis rubra (blacklip abalone)
Lineage: Eukaryota; Metazoa; Mollusca; Gastropoda; Lepetellida; Haliotidae
Product: ADP-dependent glucokinase-like
Biological process (GO): glucose metabolic process
Cellular component (GO): endoplasmic reticulum
Molecular function (GO): ADP-specific glucokinase activity
Source: RefSeq, a predicted model, not a curated record